CAGGGACAGGCCCGCCCCUUCUGCCCGCGUUUUCCGCGGCCGUGGCGGGGGCCACCCGGUUCCAUUCAUUCGGGGCCCUGCUCCCCGCUCCCAGCCCAGGACCAAAGUCCGGCGCGAAGCUCGGCCGCGCCCGGACUCUUGGGACCCAGCAUCCGCUCCCCUCCAGUUUUACAGACUGGGAAAACUGAGGAGGGGACCGCUGACCAAGGUGACCCCGAGUCCGGAGCGGAGCAGCCUUUCUGCCUCCAGGGCCCUUCCGCCACCGCUUCGUCAGCGAGGAGUAUUGGGGAGUAGCGAGGAGCAGGCUCGGAGAUGCCAGUGAGAGCACCAAGUGCUAGUGGAAACACCUGCCUCAUCGAGAUACGGGGGAAAUAACGCAUAAGUGCGGGGCAGCGCGCCUGGCAUGCAGUGGGCACCCAGUUCAGUGGGUGGCAGCCAGCAUGACCCCAGCGGAGACUUGAGGCGGCCUGGGGGAAAACGGCAGCAAGCCAGGCGCCAUGGGGGAGAAGGUGCUUGUCACUGGUGGGGCUGGCUACAUCGGCAGCCACACGGUCCUGGAGCUGCUGGAAGCAGGCUACUCGCCUGUGGUCAUUGACAACUUCCAUAACGCCAUUCGUGGAGGGGACUCCAUGCCUGAGAGCCUGCGACGGGUCCAGGAGCUGACAGGCCGCUCUGUGGAGUUUGAGGAGAUGGACAUCUUGGACCAGGCAGCCCUACAGCGCCUCUUUAAAAAGUACAGCUUUAAGGCUGUCAUCCACUUUGCUGGGCUCAAGGCUGUGGGCGAGUCGGUGCAGAAGCCUCUGGAUUACUACAGAGUUAACUUAACAGGGACCAUCCAGCUUCUGGAGAUCAUGAGGGCCCACGGGGUGAAGAAUCUGGUGUUCAGCAGCUCAGCCACCGUGUACGGGAACCCCCAGUACCUGCCUCUGGACGAGGCCCACCCCACCGGGGGCUGCACCAACCCCUAUGGCAAGUCCAAGUUCUUCAUUGAGGAGAUGAUCCGGGACCUGUGCCGGGCAGACACGGCCUGGAAUGCGGUGCUGCUUCGAUACUUCAAUCCCAUAGGCGCCCACGCCUCCGGCCGCAUCGGCGAGGAUCCCCAGGGCAUCCCCAACAACCUCAUGCCCUAUGUCUCCCAGGUGGCAAUCGGGCGACGGAAAGCCCUGAAUGUCUUUGGUGAUGACUAUGCCACGGAGGAUGGGACAGGUGUGAGGGAUUACAUCCAUGUGGUGGAUCUGGCGAAGGGCCACAUAGCAGCCUUGAAGAAGCUGAAGGAGCAAUGUGGUUGCCGGACCUACAACCUAGGCACAGGCACAGGCUACUCUGUCCUGCAGAUGGUCCAAGCCAUGGAGAAGGCCUCCGGGAAGAAGAUCCCGUACACGGUGGUGGCUCGGCGGGAAGGUGACGUGGCGGCCUGCUACGCCAAUCCCAGCCUGGCCCACGAGGAGCUGGGAUGGACGGCAGCCUUGGGGCUGGACAGGAUGUGUGAAGAUUUAUGGCGCUGGCAGAAGCAGAACCCUUCAGGCUUUGGGGCACAGGCCUGAGGACCUCCUCACCAUGGACCAGAAAAGGAGAAGAGCAGCUCCUGUUUUACAGCGUCCACAGGACCCUGUUACCCUAAGCUCUGGGGCCACGCUGAGGCCACUCUACCUCAAAAUGCCAGCUGCCUGCUCAGCCCUCCAGGCAGGAGACCUCUUGCUCCACUGACCAGGCAGGAGCCUGGGUCUUUCUAACCUAUCUCCCCCAGGGUCCAGGAGCUUCUUUGACCCCCAGAGCAUGUGGGGGAAGGUCUGGGACCACAGCCUCCCCAAGGCACUAACUUAUACUGCUAUGACUGAGCUUUGCAAACUAUUUAAAAUAAAACGUUUUCUUAACCUGG
Molecule: messenger RNA, 1879 nt
Organism: Psammomys obesus (fat sand rat)
Lineage: Eukaryota; Metazoa; Chordata; Mammalia; Rodentia; Muridae
Gene: Gale
Product: UDP-galactose-4-epimerase
Exons: 11
Coding region: 498-1544 (348 amino acids)
Biological process (GO): beta-D-galactose catabolic process via UDP-galactose, Leloir pathway
Cellular component (GO): cytosol
Molecular function (GO): UDP-glucose 4-epimerase activity
Source: RefSeq, a predicted model, not a curated record